Molecule: messenger RNA, 444 nt
Organism: Acaulospora morrowiae
Lineage: Eukaryota; Fungi; Glomeromycota; Glomeromycetes; Diversisporales; Acaulosporaceae
Source: the annotation of a GenBank genome assembly
AUGAAUUCAUUACCGCCUAUUGAACCCACGAUAGAUCAGCUUUCUACUUUAAGCGUGGAUAGCCUAACGUAUGAGAAGCGCCGUAUAGAAAACUCUAUUUUUCAUUUGACUCGCUCAAACGAGGAAAUGAAAAGCUUUGAUGAAGAUGAUAUUGACUUCAAAACGGCGAUUAAGGAAAACGAAGAUUAUAUACUGAAAUUGCGUGAUAAAAUUAACAUUAUUCAAAAUAUUUUAUUGGAGAGACAGCAAAACGGGAACCUUUGUAUAGAACCAGAACCACUAGCGACGACCGACGACAGCACUCAGGAGUCAAACUCGAUUCACCUUGAUUUAGAUACACAGGAAACGUCCAUUGCACAUGAUGUGCUCAGAAAUAAUAUUGAAAAUAAUGACAACAAUCAAAGCGAACAAUUGAAUGAUGCAAACGAUGGAAUUUAUUUGUGA